AUGACCCGUGCUCAACGUAUAGCAGUCAUUUCGACUAUACUAACUGCUCUAUACCUGCUUGCAUUCUUCGAGAUCCUUCAAGUUCCGCUUGUUGAAGGAGCUGUCGUGCAGGAAAUCUUACCAGUCCUACCGUGGUGGCUGCUAGUCUCAUUUGGAUCUUACUCUCUUUGGUCUUUGGGAUGGGGACUAUUAACAUUUAGAGAUUGCCCGGAGGCAUACGAGGAAUUGUUAGCUGAAAUAUCCCAAGCUAAGAAUGAACUUCGGAGUCGCGGUGUCACUGUUGAUUAA
Lentinula edodes (shiitake mushroom) is the source of this 288-nucleotide messenger RNA. RefSeq names its product dolichol-phosphate mannosyltransferase subunit 3. The coding region runs from base 1 to 288 and encodes 95 amino acids. The record is from RefSeq and is a predicted model, not a curated record. NCBI's taxonomy places the organism in Eukaryota, Fungi, Basidiomycota, Agaricomycetes, Agaricales, Omphalotaceae. Gene Ontology annotation, biological process: GPI anchor biosynthetic process. Gene Ontology annotation, cellular component: dolichol-phosphate-mannose synthase complex; endoplasmic reticulum membrane. The transcript has 3 exons.